Messenger RNA from Histoplasma mississippiense, 372 nucleotides. Its product is annotated as acetate non-utilizing protein 9, mitochondrial precursor. The transcript has 3 exons. Gene Ontology annotation, biological process: succinate metabolic process; mitochondrial respiratory chain complex II assembly. Bases 1 to 372 code for a protein of 123 amino acids. Lineage: Eukaryota; Fungi; Ascomycota; Eurotiomycetes; Onygenales; Ajellomycetaceae. The record is from RefSeq and is a predicted model, not a curated record. Gene Ontology annotation, cellular component: mitochondrial intermembrane space; mitochondrion.
AUGAGGGUGUCUCCUAGGUUAAUGGCCAACCCUUUACCGAUAACUCCAAGCUCUAGACAUCUGUCCGCUCUGCUUCCGCCAUUGCAGCUCUAUCGCCGUUUGCUCAGGGUGCAUCGAAAAAAACUUCCAAAAGACAUGCGUUUGCUUGGCGAUGAGUAUGUGAAGAACGAAUUUCGAGCUCACCGGAAUGUGGAUAACCCAAUUCAUAUUGUUGGUUUCCUCACAGAGUGGCAGCUAUAUGCCCAGAAACUCGAAGGAGACACUUGGCAAGGCGAAAAGUUAGACAAAGCAAAAAUCGAUAAGAUGAGCGACCAACAAAUUGGACAGCUUUACGAGCUUAUGAGUACCCUAAAAAAGGAAGAUAAAGAUUGA